This is a messenger RNA of Penicillium soppii, 678 nucleotides long. RefSeq lists its product as uncharacterized. Bases 1 to 678 code for a protein of 225 amino acids. The record is from RefSeq and is a predicted model, not a curated record. NCBI's taxonomy places the organism in Eukaryota, Fungi, Ascomycota, Eurotiomycetes, Eurotiales, Aspergillaceae. The transcript has a single exon.
AUGUCUCACCCGACUACUAUCUUCCGGUCGAGUCUUGUCCCCCCACCACAUCCGACCAUCCUCGUCCGUCUUCCAAUCAUCAACCAGAUCAAUAAGAGUCUGCAGAUGUCCCAGUGCAGCAGGCUGACAGCCCCGGGGCCUGUUGAGAGCCAAGUACGUCGCAAACACAGCCACGAGAACAGCCAGCACGCCAUAGACAAUCAGCCGCGAGUACACCAUAUCAAACUGGAAUCCGCGCUUGAACACCACGCUAUCAGAGUCCACCUCCGGCCCAUAUUUAGUAUCCUCAAUCGCAACAGACGCAAGCAAGCUCUGCCCGAUAAUCCAAUGCAGCAGCGCCUUCGCAACAAACUGCGCAGCAUUCUCCCAGCUCGAGACAGCCGCCCGAACCGCAUUCGUCGCCAGCUGCGUCCCCGGCGCUUCUCCUUUUCCUUUCUCGCUGUACGCCUGGCGCCAGACGCCCUCGUCUCUGGACAAACUAACCAGCAGCUCUAUACAGUGAAGCGCAAUAGUCUGGCUAGCCUGGAUGAGGCAGACGAAGAGCACGCAGAGGACAGCCUCGGCUGCAUACGAGAAUUCGGCGGCUCCAAGAUUGCGGCUAUUCGCAUACGGGGAGAACGCCAGCGUCACGUCGUUCCGAGAACAGGCGCCUUCGCUUGCCGUCCAGUCAAAGCUUGA